GAUAUAAAAAGCCGUCAAGGUCCAUGAUGUUGACACUCACCACUACGCUCGUCAGUUGUUUUCCUUCUUCUAUAUUACACUUCCAAUCCAAUCUUUUUGACGAUCACUUGAAUUGAUUCUUGUCGCUAGCCAUCACGAGCAGGAAGCUUCUUAUUUGGACGGCUGCAGCCAAUUGUCAGACAAAGAAGAUUCUCCUCACUUCCCAUGAAGAUGUCAGAAGUUCCAAAGUACCCAGGUCUUGGAUUGCCAUUGCGCCACAAUCCCCAGGAAACCUAUGGCUUCUACCCCAUCGGCGCGCACGGCAGCUGUUAUGGCUCGGACUCCGACAUCCUACCGGUCAGGGAGCUCGCGAUGAUGAGUGUCAUGGACCGACUCACAGACAAACCCGAGUGGUACCACAAGGUGUUCGACGAGCAGAUCGUGGCCAAGUGGCGAGAGGAGGCACUGGAGAUCCCGGAUGAAGAGUUUUGGAAGAUGGCGUUCGCGGCGAAGAGCCAGUAUCGGUCCGACACGGAGCUGAUCGUUCGGGAUGAAUGGGGACUUGAGCACCUAGAACAGCUGGAGGGCAUCUUGUCGGGCAAUGCUUUCGAUUGUUGCAUCCAAGAGCUUCGCAGCAAGGCACGAUAUUACGAGAAGACGGGUAUAGUCCCAACACUAGAUGCAUGCGCAUCCGUUGCCAAAGCCGACGGAUUUGUGAAGCCUGAACUCCACAACGCAUUGCGUGCAGCGUUCAACAAGCUGCAGGCAGAACAGGCUAAUAGCCAGGACUGGCAUCCAAACUCCAAGGAGAUGGUACAGGAUCUAGUGCACCCGUCCAUGUACCCUUUGGUCUACGAUCGGAGUCUGAUCGUCCGCGAGGAGCUUGUCGGCGUCAGUGAUGCUAUAAGAAAGUGGGCGGGCAAGGGCGAAGUCAUCGCCAAAGACACGUGGAAGCCUGGCGAGAACGACCGCUUUCGCUAUGGAGUUGGGUCCGGCACCGUGCCUCCUGACUUCUGGUCUGAUACCUACCAGUGGCUACCUUCCAACGUGGCUUUCCAGGACGAUAGUUCUGUGAAGUUCACAAGCUACAUCAAUGGGCUUCAUCCUAACCGCCAUCCGGACAUAUACCGCACUAUUGAAGACCUGAUCAAAACCGCACUUCCGAUGUGGGAUCAGUGUCUCGGUCUCGCAAAGAAUUAUAAUGAGAAAGUCGGCGCAGGACGGGUUAAAUCACGGUUUCCUUAUCCGACCAAUCCCACCGAUUCAAACCAGGACAACUGGUACUGGACAGCGCCCCCGAGGCUCGAUGACCCUAAAAACAACAAGGGCAUCCCUAUAGAGCAGUCACAGGACACGGGCGUCGAGAUAGCUAACCCAGAUGAAAACUUCGACUUCGCCGACUACAUCGAAGACUACCGAAAACCAAUCCAAAAGCCCAAAAUCCCAGAGCCCGUCUUCGAAGACCUCGACUACGCCCCAUUAGCCGAGAACCUCCUCUCCCAGAAGUUCAAGGACACCGGACUACAAGUCAUCGUCAAGAUGGCCUCAAUCGAGCUCACGCCGGAGAAACCAGAGUUCCCAGCUGGCGGCUGGCACAUCGAGGGCCAGAUGAACGAGACUAUCUGCGCGACGGCGCUGUACUACCUCGACAGCGAGAACAUCACCGACAGCAGCCUCGCGUUUCGCAUGCAAGUUUCGGCCUACCUGAACGACGACAUUUCCGUCGGCCAGGAAGAGUAUCAUUGGCUCGAGCAGAUUUACGGGACCUCGCUGGGCGGCGGCAGCGCGCCGUGCCUGCAGAACUAUGGGGAGGUUGUUACGAAGCAGGGGAGACUGCUUGCGUUUCCUAACGUAUUCCAACACAGAGUCUCCCCCUUCGAGUUGAAGGACAAGACAAAGCCCGGCCACAGACGCUUCAUCGCCCUCUGGCUCGUCGAUCCCAACAAGCGCAUCAUCUCGACCGCCAACGUGCCCCCACAACAGAUGGACUGGUGGUUCGACGAGGCGUUCGGCCUCGACUCCGCAGCACGAGAAGCCUCCUUGGCCAAGCUGCCCGCCGAAAUCAGGGCUCUUUUGGCGGAGAAGGAAGACCGCGCGGGUUCGACAAACGUAGAUACUCAGGGCGUGCUGCCGAACGAAGUCAUGGACAUAGUGAGGGAGCGUUUCCGUGCGGAGAAUGGAGCGUUGCCGAUGUCGCGGCGCGAGGCGGAGGAGCACAGGUUGAAGCUCAUGGAGGUGCGCACGGCGAACAAUAAGUCCGCUUCGGAUUGGUGGAGGAAACACUCGCACAGUUUCUGUGAACAUUGAGGCUGAAGGCGGGGGUUUCUUUUUUCUGUAAAUGUGUUCAAUCUAACGAAAUUUGGGGGGGGUAUCGAUACUACGUAAAGCGCUUCGUAACAAUGAACAAGACUAUGAUCUCAA
Messenger RNA from Aaosphaeria arxii CBS 175.79, 2400 nucleotides. RefSeq lists its product as uncharacterized. Lineage: Eukaryota; Fungi; Ascomycota; Dothideomycetes; Pleosporales. The transcript is spliced from 4 exons. Bases 211 to 2286 code for a protein of 691 amino acids. The record is from RefSeq and is a predicted model, not a curated record.